UGCCUGACGCAGCAGGCGGCCAGUGCCGGGAUGGAUUUCGGUUCCCUGGAGACGGUGGUGGCCAACUCGGCCUUUAUCGCCGCACGCGGCAGCUUUGACGGGAACAGUGGCCCGUCCUCUCGGGACAGGAAGUACCUGGCCAAGCUGAAGCUGCCCCCACUGUCCAAGUGCGAGGGCCUCCGGGAGAGCCUGGACCUGGCGUUCCCGAGCGUGUGCGCAGAGCAGCCCAUCGGCAAGCGGCUGUUCCAGCAGUUCCUGGGGGCCGACGAGAGGCACGUGCCGGCUCUGGAGCUCUGGAAGGACAUCGAGGACUAUGACACGGCGGAUGACGACCUCCGGCCUCAGAAGGCCCGGGCCAUCCUGGCCAAGUACCUGGACCCCCAGGCCAAGCUCUUCUGCAGCUUCCUGGACGAGGGCGCGAUGGCGAAGGUCCGGGGGGUGCCCGUGGCGAGCGGGGACGCGUCCUUCCAGCCGCUGCUGCAGGCCACCCUGGCGCACCUGAGCCAGACGCCCUUCCAGGAGUACCUGGACAGCCUCUACUUCCAGAGGUUCCUGCAGUGGAAGUGGCUGGAGGCCCAGCCCAUGGGCGAGGACUGGUUCCUGGACUUCAGGGUCCUGGGGAAAGGGGGCUUCGGGGAGGUGUCCGCCUGCCAGAUGAAGGCCACGGGCAAGCUGUACGCGUGCAAGAGGCUCAACAAGAAGCGACUCAAGAAGAGGAGCAGCUGCCAGGGUGCUAUGGUAGAGAAGACGAUUCUAGCAAAGGUUCACAGCAGGUUUAUAGUCUCUCUGGCCUAUGCGUUUGAAACCAAAACUGACCUCUGUCUGGUGAUGACUCUCAUGAACGGAGGUGACAUAAGGUACCACAUCUACAACGUGAAUGAGGAGAACCCCGGCUUCCAGGAGCCACGCGCGGUCUUCUACACGGCCCAGGUCAUCAGUGGCCUGGAGCACCUGCACCAGAGAGGCAUUGUCUACCGAGACCUCAAGCCGGAGAAUAUUCUUCUGGAUGAUGACGGCAAUAUCCGCAUUUCUGACCUUGGGCUGGCUGUGGAGCUGAAGGACGGGCAGACCAAGACCAAGGGCUACGCAGGCACCCCAGGGUUCAUGGCCCCUGAGCUCCUGCGGGGCGAGGAGUACGGCUUCUCCGUGGACUACUUCGCCCUGGGCGUCACGCUGUAUGAGAUGAUCGCAGCCAGAGGGCCCUUCCGCGCCCGUGGAGAGAAGGUGGAGAACAGGGAGCUCAAGCAGAGGACCCUGUCCGAGGCUGUCAAGUACCCGGACAAGUUCAGCCAGGCCAGCAAGGACUUCUGCGAGGCACUGCUCGAGAAGGACCCCGAGAAGCGCCUGGGUUUCAGAGACGGGACGUGUGACGGGCUUCGCACCAGCCCCCUCUUCAAGGACAUUAACUGGAGACAGCUCGAGGCUGGGAUGCUGACACCCCCCUUUGUCCCGGACUCCAGGACAGUCUACGCCAAGAACAUCCAGGACGUGGGCGCCUUCUCCACCGUCAAGGGUGUGGCCUUUGACAAAGCCGAUGCUGAGUUCUUCCAGGAAUUUGCGACCGGCAGCUGUCCCAUCCCUUGGCAGGAGGAGAUGAUCGAGACGGGCGUGUUUGCGGAGCUGAACGUGUGGCGUUCUGACGGGCAGAUGCCCGAUGACAUGAAGGGUGUGACUGCAGAGGGGGCGGCCUCGGCGUCCAAGUCAGGGAUGUGUCUGGUCUCCUAAAUGUGCAGCGGGAGGAGCUCUGCAGCCCGCAGGGGCGAGCACGGCUGCAUGAGCCGCCAGGCACCCGCGGCACCGUCGGGAGAGAGGCUCGGUGUGGACACACGUCCGGCCUGUAAAUAGUCCGCUCCCUGCCCCAUGUCACUCAGACACUGCAGUGGUCCCCAGAUGGACUAGACCACCAGGCCUAACCCAGGGACUCCCGUGGACACGCCAGCCCGCCGCGGGGACGGCCGCUGGGCAGAGGGCAGCUCGUGCUGGGGACACGCAGCCCGUGUUUCCUGACCCCUCACCUGCAUCUGCCCAGAGCCUGGCCCUCAGUUUGAGGCCUUUUCCGCUUCGCUCAGGGGCUGGCAAACUGUGCCCAUGGGCUUCCGAGCGCCAGUGGAGAGGUCCGGGGGGGGGGGGGGGCUGCCCCGCCCCCCAGGGCCGGUCACCCUCCGCGUGACGGUGACGCUGGCAUCAGCCUGGUGCUGAACGGUGCAGGCUCCGAGGGGUGGCCUUUUCCCGGCUGAGGCCCCCGUGUCCCAGGGGAGAGGAGGGGAUGGGGCUGGGGGGCUGAGAGCGACCACAGCAGUCUGCCCCCGGUUCUUUUCGUCUUGAGAACACCUCCAGCUGACGGCACCCGGGCCCAAAGCCGCCCGCCCCCGGGCAGACAGGUGUGCGGGAAUCUUCUCUCCACCCCGCGCACCUGCUUGCCACCCCGCUCUGCCUCCUGGCGGAGUCGGGGCAGACUGGCAGCUGGCCGGGGACAGGCCGUCUCCAUCCCCACGCCUGCAGCUGGGCCCCAGUGCUCUGAAGCACAGACGUGCCCCCCCUCUGCCUGUGGCCCCGGGCACUGCCCUCAUCGGCUCCCGUGUCUUCCGCUUCACCUCCACCUCGGCGUCCCCGGAGCCUUUACGCAUCUGAACGGAAGCACGUGGUUUUGGUGGCAGUGGCCUCCAAGAGACCACGUUCGCUCCUGGUCAGGCUUUGCUGGCAUUGGGCUGGGACUCCCUCGGUGGGGCCCACCCCUGGGGAGGAGCUGUGGUUUAGGGCACUGGGGUACCUUCCAGAAGGGUCUCUUCCUCUUCUAGGGAAGAACUUCAGAGUCCCUGCACCUCACCGGCCGUGUCAUGUGCUGGUCCAGGCAGAGAGCCACAUGGUGCGGUUGUGAGAUGCAGGUCACAGGGGGUAUCACGUGGGCAGACUCCCCCCAUGGGUGUCAGAGGAUACCCUGGCGUUUAACUUUCGGGGGGCUGGUGUGAGGACCUGUGAGGGAGUCCAAAAGACAGCGUCUUUCCUCGUGUUAGCACCUGUGCUGGGCUGACUGCCUCCUCUCCCAGCAGCCGUCCCCGUCCUCAUGCUGUCAACCCCGAGGGUUGGGGCAUCUGUUGCCCGCAGAUGUCUACAUGUGGUCACUCACCCCACCCUCAGGGAACAGGGAUUCUGCAGCCCACAACUCUGCUGGGACUCCCUCCUGUCUGGUGCAGGGCUCUGCAGGUGCCGUGUCCCCAGCACUCACGUGUGGCACACAGUUGUCCGGGGUGCAGAGGCCAGUAGGUGGUGGAGAAAAUCAUGUGAGUUCUUGAGAAGACGUUAUGCACACAGAGCCUCUGAGCAUGCCCUUGGACCACAGCCUUGUCCCCUGGCUGUGUGCGUGGCCCGCCAGAGGCAAAGAAUGCUCCAGGUGGGCCUGGAGGGGCGUCCGGGGCUUUCUAGGAGGUGAGUGGAAGUGCCCGGUAUGUCCCUGCAGGCAGCCCAGGCCCAGGGACACACUGCUGCGCCCUCCCCAAAGCAGGACAGAGCACACCGUCUGGGCGAGGGUCGACGGGUCACUUCUCUGCAUUUGUGGGAGGAGGCCUGGAGCCAGGCCCCCUGUAGCACCAGCGGCCGGUGGGGCACCCUCUGCCCGGGCUUCUUGGUGAGAUGCGGGACAGAAGCUGCAUCUGAAUUUCAGGGGAACAGCAAGUACUGUCCUCAGGGUGCGUCCUGGUGUGCCGCGGGGGCUGUCCUGACACUCCAGUCACCCGGUGUGGUUUGCCGGGCCGCCGGCCUGGGACAGAUCCCAGCUGGCACGGGUCAGUCAGCGGCUAGGCCCUGCACUGGACUGGCGGGUCUGGUGGGCUAGUCAGUGCACUGAGCCAGCGGGUCUGGUGGGUUGUGGCCAUGACUUCAGCUGUCUCUCCAUCUGUCGGGAAUGGGGCUUUGCCGCAGCACCCCUACCCCUGGCUCCCCCAUCUAGAGGCGACCAUGCGCACACUCUAAUAGCUCCAGGCGCUGCUGUGCGAAGUCCAGGGCGUGUGGACACUGCAGCUCCCUUGGGACGCCCCCUCCUCUGAGCACUCCUGGCAGUCCCAUGGGGGCUCUGGUGCUUGGGACUUUGUUCACUGUCUCAGGAGGUCCCUGCUGUGGGUGUCUUUCAGUCCCAGGGCUCUGGUUGGCCCACACGUAUGAGGGUCCUCCCCUCAGCUGUGGCCUGGGUCUAGGGGACACACCGCCUGUCCUGGAUGCUCAGCCUUGGUGGCUGUCAGGGCUUUUGGGCACCUGCGGGCUUGUCUCUGGCUCGGGGGCUGCCCACACCAGGCCUAAGGGGGGAAUCCCCCGACCAUCACUGCCCCUAUGGUCCUGCGUGCCACAGCCACCAACGGUCUUCCAAACCGGCCUCGAUUCCCCCUCAGGGUGGUCUCAGCCACUUGCACAGCUACGGCACAGGCCACAGCCCGGCAACAAUCACCCCCGUGUGUCUGGGGUUCCCAGACAUGCACCACGGUGGGGAAAGCACCCACGGGAUUUCUCCCCGGGGGAGGCCAGGCAGCAGAUGGACCCUGGAAACACUGGGGUCCAAAGGAC
Messenger RNA from Lutra lutra (Eurasian river otter), 4554 nucleotides. RefSeq names its product G protein-coupled receptor kinase 1 (gene GRK1). The record is from RefSeq and is a predicted model, not a curated record. Lineage: Eukaryota; Metazoa; Chordata; Mammalia; Carnivora; Mustelidae. The transcript has 7 exons. Gene Ontology annotation, molecular function: rhodopsin kinase activity; ATP binding. Gene Ontology annotation, biological process: regulation of opsin-mediated signaling pathway; visual perception; protein phosphorylation. The coding region runs from base 31 to 1725 and encodes 564 amino acids. Gene Ontology annotation, cellular component: cytoplasm.